UAUCAUAUGACUGGAAGGCUGGCUGAAACUUAUCAGCGAGUCAGUGAAGUUGAAGUUUAUAUAGUUUCAUGUUUUUUCGCAAACUCUUCCGUUAAGUGCACUGAAUUGGUUUGAAUUUUCAUGGCAAAAUCGGUCAGCAUGAAAGAAAUGUUACCUUCUCUACCUGAUGAAAAAAUUGAUAUGCUGGCCGCCACCAGUGUUCUCCAGCAACAGGCAACUGAAAUCCGUAAUCAGCGACCGAACUGGCAACCAUACCUUCAGUCUCAAAUGAUUUCGCAAGAUGACUUUGAUUUUAUCAAUGCAUACGACAAUGCAGACUCAGCUGGUCGCUCCAAAAUCUUGGCAGAAAAUCGCACACAAGCUGCUAAAACCUUCCCCAGCUUGUUAGAACAUGUGUCGAAGGAUCAGACUAUCCAGUACAUUCUAGUUCUCAUCGAUGAUAUGCUUCAGGAGGACAGGUCAAGAGUUGAAAUAUUUGCCGAGUAUUGUGCUAAGAAGAGAGAACCUGUUUGCGGUCAGUUUUUGAACUUGUUAAAUGGAUCUGACGGAUUCAUUGUGAAUAUGUCUGCCAGAAUAAUCGCCAAGAUUGCCUGUUGGAACCCAUCUGCCAAUUUACUCGACAGCUCUGAUCUUCACUUUUACCUGAAUUGGUUGAAUGAACAAUUAAAAUUGAAUGGAGAGUACAUGCAGUCUGUCGGAAGAUGCUUGCAAGUAGUUCUUCGUCACGAUGAAUAUCGUUUGGCUUUCAUCAAAGUUGAAGGGCCUUCAACAUUGUUGAAAGUCCUUGCCUCACGACAAGUAAAUUUCCAAAUUCAGUACCAACUUAUAUUCUGUCUUUGGUUACUGACUUUCAACCCUAAAUUUGCUCAAAAAAUGAACAAAUUAGGCGUCAUUCCAAUCCUAGCAGAUAUUCUCAGUGACUCUGUGAAAGAAAAAGUUACCCGCAUCAUCUUGGCUGUAUUCAGAAACUUAAUCGAAAAACCAGAAGAGCCGAACAUUGCAAAGGAACAUUGUAUCGCAAUGGUACAGAGUAAAGUAUUAAAGCAGCUGAGUAUUUUGGAGCAACGCAAAUUCGAUGAUGAAGACAUUGUAGAAGAUGUUCAGUUUCUCAACGAAAAAUUGCAGGCAUCCGUUCAAGAUUUAAGUUCUUUUGAUGAAUAUGCCACUGAAGUAAAAUGUGGGCGACUAGAGUGGUCUCCAGUCCACCGGUCUGCUCAGUUCUGGAGAGAAAAUGCAGCACGUUUGAAUGAGCGCAACUAUGAGCUUCUUCGCUGUCUGGUCCAUUUACUUGAUACUUCCAAGGAUGCUUUGGUGCUCAGCGUUGCAUCUUUUGAUGUUGGUGAAUACGUCCGUCACUAUCCGCGAGGCAAACAUGUCAUUGAACAGCUAGGAGGAAAACAACUUGUGAUGCAACUUUUAUCUCACGAAGAUCCUAAUGUUCGUUAUGAAGCUCUGCUGGCUGUUCAAAAGUUAAUGGUUCACAACUGGGAGUAUCUAGGACGCCAGCUGGAAAAAGAACAAGGAUCAACAACUACUACAGCUAAAUCUGCAGCUGGAGUACUUGCUGGUAAAAUAUCAUAAGAUUAUCUGGAAGAAGUUGGCUCCCAAUAGUGGAGAGGAACAAAUUCUGCUGUUAUUUGGUGUCAAUCAAUUCUGGUGCCCUUUUAAUUCUUUCUUGAGAAUGAUAUUUCCUCAAAAGGAACUCAUGCUGAUAUCUUCGCAACUAGUUAUGUAGCAAAAAAGUAUGAUGGUGGCACUUUCUCAACUCAUUUAUUGAACGUAAAUUUUUUAGAUUUGUUGUUUUAAAUAAAGUCAUCCAUGAAGCAUGAGCUAAAAUUCGCUUUAGCUGUAAUUAAACAGUGGCAUGAGGGUGUAAUUAAAGCCUCUGAAAACAUUGUAAAUGUCUCCCCAAUGAACGCUUAAUUUAAGUACAUGCAUAAACAAUUUUGUUAGUUUAUGAAUUGGUUGGAACUCACACAAUUUACCAUUCCCCACUUUGAGUAUAUUUUGUAUAAAUUCUAGUUUAGUCUUUUCCAUAAGAAAGUUCUCUAAAGUAGGUUAAUUUGAAAAUCUGUAGUAGCAUUUUUCAACUGAUAGUGACUUCUUCAAGAGUUGCUGUUUUAAUAGUUGUAAUAUUUUUAUUCUUAUUAGCCUCAACUCAACUUUACAAUUGACAGGGUGUGUUGGGAAAAACUACACAAAUCUAAUGCAGCAUUCAUCUUUUUGCACCAUGCCAGUCAGCGGUGCUUAAAUUUUUUAUCGCUGUAAACUGCAUCUUAUUUGAAAUUGGUCACCUCUAAGCCAGUCAAAUAGGCCAGACCAAAUACUAAACGCAGGAAAGUUCAGAGAUAUUUUUUUUUUUUUUGCUGUUUCGUCCAGCCCCUGGACCCCUUAAAAACCAGUAGCUUUUCUCCUCAAGCCUUAGCAGUUAAUCUCAAACAGAAGAUCAAAGAAAAAAUGUCAAUAGGUCGGAACUUAAAGUCGUAAGAUGCUAAACCUAUUUACCAUAAUGCCUAUGAGCGGCUGAUAUCACUUGAUUUAAAAUGACUCUGUUAAUUGUACUUUUUCAACAACUCUUGUGCUGCAGUAUUAGUAUGUAAUUCUUACGUUCAUUGAAAAAAAUCUCUUUGUGCUCCAAGCCACAAAGACGACACAUUAUUAUUUUCCCCAAGUUCAUUCCAUAGCAAUGCCACCUACCCAUGUCUUUGUUAGAUCAUUCUAUGAGAUGUUGAUGAUGUAUUUUUGAUUUGUUAAAUUUUAUUAUUGAAGUAUCAUAUAAUAUUGUUAAUAUUAAAUUAAAUGUUAAAAAGUUA
This is a messenger RNA of Bemisia tabaci, 2813 nucleotides long. It is a transcript of the gene VhaSFD, whose product is annotated as V-type proton ATPase subunit VhaSFD. Gene Ontology annotation, cellular component: vacuolar proton-transporting V-type ATPase, V1 domain; lysosomal membrane. NCBI's taxonomy places the organism in Eukaryota, Metazoa, Arthropoda, Insecta, Hemiptera, Aleyrodidae. Gene Ontology annotation, molecular function: proton-transporting ATPase activity, rotational mechanism; protein binding. Gene Ontology annotation, biological process: proton transmembrane transport. The record is from RefSeq and is a predicted model, not a curated record.